Molecule: messenger RNA, 708 nt
Organism: Eimeria mitis
Lineage: Eukaryota; Apicomplexa; Conoidasida; Eucoccidiorida; Eimeriidae
Product: zinc finger (CHY type) protein, putative
Source: RefSeq, a predicted model, not a curated record
AUGUCUGCCUCUGACUUAGAGGCCUCUCCUGUGGGGAUUCGUGACGGCCGUGCAGAUGGCCAGGACCCCCAAGACGACAGCAUAAGCAUCAACAGCAGCAGCAGCAGCAGCAGCAGCAGCAGUAGCAGCAGCAGUAUCCGCAUCAGCAGCACGAGCAGCAUCCGCAUCAGCAGCAACAGCGGCAACACCUGCGACGGCAUGUCUAGCCCUGGCAGCAACACGGAGCAGCAGCAGGAGUACGUGAGCAGCGGCGACGAUGGCACCCCGAGCUCCCAGGAGGCCGAGGCUUCAGCCGAGGUUUCAGAGCCAGUAAGCGAGAGAACAAAUGAGGACGAUGCAGCAGAAGCAGCAGCAGCAGCAGCAGAAGAAGAAGAAGGAGAAGGGGCCCAGCAAAACGAUGAAGAACUCUCACAAAGAGCAGAAACUGAAUACAGCGAACAAGACGACAGCUCAGAGCAGUGGGAGGAGGCAGUGAGCAGCCCCGAGGAGGGCAGCAUCCCCUUCGACUCAGAUGAUGGCAGCAGCAGCAGCAGCAGCAGCAGCAGCAGCAGCAGCAGCAGCAGCAACACAGAUUCAGAAAGCAACGCAGAUACACCUAAAGCUGCUGCAGCAACUGCAACAGAAGGCACUGCACCGGCAGAGACAGAGAACCAACUCGGCUGCUCCCACUACCGCCGCAAAUGCAAAAUCGUAGCUCCUUGCUGGUGA